AUGCGUUCCCUUCUCCUCCUUUUCAAUGCCAAUCCACUCCCAUUCCUCUACAUUAUUCCCACCUCCAUCGAUCCCCUCCGUUCCUCCCGCAUCUUACUCCAGCCGGCGAACACCAUGCCUGAUUUCCAAAUCGAGACUCUUCUAAAUCUCAUCAACAGAAUCUUCUCAGCGUUUCUCACUUGCGCCUUCGCAUUAGGAGGAGCACUUAUCGGAAUAAUCACCGGCGCAAUCAAAGGGCAAACGACGGAAACGGGGCUACUUCGUGGAGCCGGUGUGGGUGCAGUCACUGGUGCGAUCACAGCGUUACAGAUCAUGGAUAUGAUGGCUAAUGGCGAACCAUUUUCGAAGGUAGCACUGCUGUGUAGUCUUCUAAAUGGGAAAGUGUUCGUUGAGUGGGAUUUUGAAAACGAAGAAGAAGGAAGAGAGCUACCAAGUUGCAGACAUGUAUUUCACUUGGAAUGCAUAGACGAAUGGCUUGUUAGACAGGGUUCUUGCCCCAUCUGUAGAAGGGACGUUUAA
Lactuca virosa is the source of this 519-nucleotide messenger RNA. The record is from the annotation of a GenBank genome assembly. NCBI's taxonomy places the organism in Eukaryota, Viridiplantae, Streptophyta, Magnoliopsida, Asterales, Asteraceae.